Messenger RNA from Corylus avellana, 298 nucleotides. Lineage: Eukaryota; Viridiplantae; Streptophyta; Magnoliopsida; Fagales; Betulaceae. The record is from RefSeq and is a predicted model, not a curated record.
AGAAUCUGAGGCUAGCUCGGAGCUAAAAGAAGCUGAAGACAUGGCCACCGCAACAAAGCUGGUGUCGUUAGCUCUUUUCUGGGUCCUGAUUCUGUUCGGAACCCUAGCUAUCAUCCAGAAUAGAUUAAGCGAUGCCGGUGUCUUAUCUGAGGAAAGUGUUAUUAGAAGUCAGCCCCAGGAGAAAAACAAGUUGGAGGAGGAUCUGGAGGAAGUGACCAACAAAGUGUUCUUCGAUAUUAAAAUUGGUGGAAAAGAUAUGGGUCGCAUAGUCAUAGGCCUAUUUGGUAAUACAGUUCCU